Molecule: messenger RNA, 201 nt
Organism: Pelobates cultripes (western spadefoot toad)
Lineage: Eukaryota; Metazoa; Chordata; Amphibia; Anura; Pelobatidae
Source: the annotation of a GenBank genome assembly
AUGGCCACCGUGUUGGAGGCCCAACACAGAAGCCCAGGCACUCAGUGGAGGGCCCUAUUUGAGGCCCAGUUCGACGCCAUCUGCCACAAGUUCUGGCUCCGCAUCGCCCAGCGAGCUGCCUUACGCCCCCCUAUGGCAACAAAGCUGCAUCAAGCAGCAGAUCCCACAGCCAGCCUCUCUCCUGAGCUGGGGGCCCACCCU